This is a messenger RNA of Monoraphidium neglectum, 1611 nucleotides long. RefSeq lists its product as hypothetical. The record is from RefSeq and is a predicted model, not a curated record. The annotation marks the transcript as partial. Lineage: Eukaryota; Viridiplantae; Chlorophyta; Chlorophyceae; Sphaeropleales; Selenastraceae. The transcript has 2 exons.
AUGGCGGGCCUGCGCGACGGCGGGGCGGGCAGCAGCUGGCGCGAUGAUGACGAUGGGUGCAGCACGGACUCGGGUUACGUGGGCACCGGCGGGCGGCCAUCUCCCGUGGUGUACGGCGCGCGCGCGUGGGGGGGCGCCAACCCCCUGGGCGGGCUCGACGCGACGCCUGAGCCGCUGGAAGCGGACCCGCGCCCGGCGCCCGGCGCGUCGCUGGUGUCCCAGGCGUUCAUGGGCCUCAUGCGCUCCGACGUGACGUGCUGCACCUGCUGCCACGUCAGCAGCACCUUCCAGAGCUUCACAGACCUCUCACUCGACCUCCACCUGCCGCGGCCCCCGCGCCGCGCACCGGGGCGCGGCGCGCCCGCCGGCGGCGCGGCAGGGCCGGACGCGGCGCUCUUUGCCGGCGGCCCUUGCGACGGCCGCGCCACGCCCAGCCCGACGCCGCCGCCAUCAGACUACAUGGUUGCGCCCUCCGGCCUGUCUGGGUUGGCCAGCGGCGUGGUGAGCGGCGUGGCGGCGGCGGGGCCCGGCGGCGAGGACGAGGAGGCGCCGCUGUCGUGCGCACCCACCACGGCGGCAAGCAGCGAGGGGAGCCAGGAGGGCGGCACGGCGCUGUCCCAGACGCUUCGGCGCGCGCCCUGCGGCCAGGCGGCGGCUGGCGAUGGUGCCGGCGCCCGGCAGCCCGGUGCAGGGUCGCCCGAGCCGCGCAGUGGCAGCGGCGGCGGCGGGGUUGGCGGCGGCGGCGGGGUCGCCAAUGGCCACGGCUCGGACUCUGACGGUGCACCCUCUGAGCUAGGGGGCGCGGCCCCAAGCCAAAGCAGUCAGCAGCAGCGCAGGUCAGCCGCGGGGCCGGGCCCGCCCGCGGCGGCAGACGCAGCGUCCCCAGAGCGGCGCGCUGGCAGGGCCAGCGGCGGCAGCGCCGCAGCGAGGCCCGCGCUCGGCGGCGCGGAGCCGGCCGCGGCAGACCCCACUGGCAGCGCCGGGGCGCGGGGGCGGCACCCCUUACCGCCGCACGUGCAGGCCGCGGCGCCGGCAGGCGGCGCGGGGGCGGCGGGAGGCCAGGCCGCUGCGCUGGGCGCCGUCGCGCGGCGGCCAGCGCACUCGGUCCAGCGGCCGAAUGUGGCGGUGUGGGGCACGGCAGACGGCGUGCAGCAGGAAGGGCCGCAGGAGGGGCGGCCGGACCAGCGCGCAGCCGCGCUCGCUCCGGCAGCGCCCCCGGCACAAGCUGGCGAGGAGCAGCCACAGCAGCAACCACAGCAGCAGCGGCACGCGGCAGCAGGCCCGCGCGGCCACCAAUCGGGGCAGGGAGACUCCCUGGCGGCGGCAGACGACGCGGGGGAGGUGUCAUCGCCCGCGCGCCCGCCGCGCCCUGGCGCUGCGCCCGCCCAGGGCGCCGACUCCCCCGGCCUGGCGCCGCCGCAGGCCUCGCCGCCGCCGCUGCUACCUCAAGGGGCCCCGGGGCCGUUGCUGGGCGCCCCGCGGCCGCAGGCGCAGGGGCCUGGCAAGGGCAAGGGCAGGGGGCGCGGCGCGCAGCAGUCGCGUGUCACGCGCUGUGGCGAGUGCCACACGUGCCGCAACAAGCACCUGAAGAAGGCCUGCGAACGCAACAAG